Messenger RNA from Bactrocera oleae (olive fruit fly), 1365 nucleotides. RefSeq lists its product as uncharacterized. The record is from RefSeq and is a predicted model, not a curated record. Lineage: Eukaryota; Metazoa; Arthropoda; Insecta; Diptera; Tephritidae.
UACCAUAAACAAAAGAAAACAACAGCAUUCUUCUUUAUUUGUUUAUUAUGUCGAUUAAUGAACUCAAAAUUAUCUGAGAAACAAUGAUAUCACAGAAAGUUUCACUUCAAUAUUACACAAUCAGACAGAUAUUGCAUUAAAUUUAAUAAAUACCGUUAAGACUAUGGUGACCUAGAAAAAGGUUAUAUAAAAGCGGCCUAAAAUGAAAUUAAGUCAGUGCACUUGCAGUACGCAAUGCAAAAAUAUAAUUAAACACAGAGAGUUCUAAAGCUCCGCUAAAGUCAGUAAAGCAAAACGAGUCGAUAUGAAGCUUUCAGUGUAUGGCGCAUUGCUACUGGUAUUCAGCGGCAGCUUAGCGCAGGACGCCGAAGCUCCAGAAUCAAUUGAAGUUACGUCACAGACACCGGGUCGUAUCAAUUGGCUGCCCGUUUGAGAUAGCGAUCAAAUACCAGGUGAUCCGCGGCAGUUUGAACGCAAUCCGAUUUUCAAUCCGUUGCUACCGUUUCUUCCCAUAAGACCACAGCAGAACCUUGGACCCUGUGAUGCGCCCAACGGCAUGGGCAUACGUAAUCUCUUGGUACAAGCCAAAGCGUUACUACCACGCGAACGCAUUCGCGCCAUUAUACGCGGCGCUGCCGAAGAUCCCGAAAUGGUGGCACUAAUAAAAUUGAUGCAAUCGCCGGAAUUUCGCAAACGUGUCGCCAGCUUAAAUCGCUCGCGCGAGUACAGAGGCUAUCGUGAUUAUACCUGCUACAAAAUGAAUUGUGAUAUAAAAUUAUACGCCGACUUCGUAAAGAACUUACUACAAUUCGAUGUGUUGACGGAGUCAAAAAAGAACGAUACCGACACGGAGGUAGUCAAAGGUCGCGCGGGUAUACGUGGUGUUCUGAAGGACAUACGCAAUGCGUUGCCGCGUCAACGAUUGCGUGAUUUAUUCGAGCUUUUAAUGUUGCGCGAUUGGUAUUUGCUGCGUGCGGUUCAGCGCGCGCAAAGCUAUGAAUUUGAAGCCAUUUUCAAGAUCUUGCAGAAGAAUCCAGAUUAUGUAUAUUUGCGUAAAGCCCAGUCUGACAUCGGAAUGCCUGUGGAGGAGGUGAAGAAGUUGGUCUACGUUGCGUUAGGUUGGCGUCAGGAUGCACAGAAUGCCACUGAUAAUCUCUUCAUAGAUAAAUGAGGGAGGGUUUACAUUUCAGUGGCCAAACGUUGUUUCCAUAUCUUUAUAUAAAAAAUACAAAUAUAAUAUGAACUUAUUAUUAAGUUUUGGUGCAAGUAGAUAAAUUAAGACACGUAUAUGUAAUUUUAUGCCAUGUAGUCGGUUACUGUAUAUUUUAAGAGACUUUUAAAUAAAUAGUAAACACAUGUCAGUUA